Messenger RNA from Brassica napus (rape), 1938 nucleotides. RefSeq names its product nitrile-specifier protein 1-like. Gene Ontology annotation, cellular component: cytosol; nucleus. Gene Ontology annotation, molecular function: protein binding; enzyme regulator activity; carbohydrate binding. Gene Ontology annotation, biological process: nitrile biosynthetic process. Bases 220 to 1746 code for a protein of 508 amino acids. The record is from RefSeq and is a predicted model, not a curated record. The transcript has 4 exons. NCBI's taxonomy places the organism in Eukaryota, Viridiplantae, Streptophyta, Magnoliopsida, Brassicales, Brassicaceae.
ACUAUUUGCGGGGACGUCAACGGCUAGUCACAUGUAUUCAUUCAAUAUUUAUUUUUUCGUGUAUGGCGGGAUAUAAAAUAUACGAAGAAAUAGGUCGACCUGAACUUCCUAUGGUUCUAUAAAUACCCAUACAACUUCUCAAUAUGAAUCACUGCACCAAUCAAUACUUUAUAAACAGGUUGUAAUAUUCGCAAGAUUGAUCAAGCGCAAGCAAAAGAGAUGGCCCAAAAGCUGGACGCAAAGGGUGGUAAGCAAGGAAAUGCAUGGGAUGAUGGCGUUCACGAUAAUGUUAGAAAAGUAUAUCUAGGGAAAGGCCCUGAUUGUAUAGCCUUCGUCAAAUUUGAGUAUGUUGAUGGUUCUAAAGUGGUUAUUGGAGAUGAACAUGGAGAAAAAACACAAGAAGUUGAGGAGUUUGUGGUUGAUGUCGACGACUACAUCGUUUACGUAGAAGCUUUCCGUGAGACAGCAACUCAAGAGACCAUUGUGGAUCUCAAGUUCGAGACUUGCAAAGGCAAAACCAAUAAGCACUUCACGACGAGUCCGGGGGUAAAGUUUGUUCUACAAGGUGGCAAAAUCGUUGGGUUUCACGGGCGUUCAACCAAUGUUCUACACGCCCUUGGAGCCUAUGUUUCUGACCCAAUAUCCACUUUUCAGUUGCAUGGAAAGUGGACAAAGGUGGAGCAAAAAGGAAAGGCCCCAGGGCUAAGAUGCUCACAUGCCAUAGCACAAGUAGGAAACAAGAUUUACUCCUUUGGUGGCGAGUUCACACCAAAUGUGCCUAUUGACAAAGACCUUUACGUCUUUGACCUCAAGACCGGGAAAUGGUCCAUUGCUCCAGCCACGGGAGACAUUCCACACCUCUCCUGCUUAGGCGUCAGAAUGGUGUCAGUUGGAACAACCCUCUAUGUCUUUGGUGGCCGAGACGCGGUCCGCAAAUAUAACGCUUUCUACUCUUAUGACACGACCAAAAACGUGUGGAAACUGCUAACUCCUUUGGAAGAAGGACCCACUCCUCGUAGCUUCCACUCUAUGGCAGCCGAUGAUAAAAACGUUUAUGUUUUUGGUGGAGUGAGUUCUACGACGCGGGUCAAGACCCUGGACGUUUACAACAUCGCUGAUAGGAAGUGGAAGCCGUGUGCGACCCCAGGAGAAGAUUUUAGCAUAAGAGGAGGAUCCGGCCUCGAAGUGGUGAACGGGAAGGUUUGGGUGGUUUAUGGAUUCAACAACUAUGAGAUUGAUGAUAUUUAUUGCUACGACCCUGUUGGAGACAAGUGGACACAAGUGGAAACAACCGGUGAGCAGCCUUCAGGGAGGAGUGUGUUCGCUAGUGCAGUUGUUGGGAAACACAUUGUGAUUUUUGGAGGUGAGGUUGAUAUGGACCCAGAAGCUCACGUUGGUCCGGGACAAUUGAUGGAUGGGACUUUUGCGUUGGAUACAGAGACGUUGAAGUGGGAGAGGUUGGAUAAGAUAGGUGAAGAGAAGGAGGUGGAGGGGACAACGAGUGGGUCAUCAGGACUAUCAAUACAUCUUGGGAUCCCGAUCCUAUUAGAUGUAGAUGUUUCGAUCGGAAACCCUUUUGGAGGCCACAAGAAAAAGAAAGAAGAGAAGCAGGAGACUCCGGAGAUCAGGGGAUGGACAGCUUCCACGAGUGCGACAAUUAGUGGUAAGAAAGGGCUCCUGAUGCAUGGUGGCAAAGCCCAGACCAAUGACCGUUUUGAUGAUCUCUUCUUUUACGAGUUUCAAUAAGGGAGGGUCAUGAUACCAUAUGAUAUUUCAUCAGCUUUCCGUUUUCUUCUUAUUUUUUUCUGUAUGUUUGCGUUGUGUGUGAUUCAAUAAGGGGAGGUCGUGACAUGUAUGAUCCUUCAUUUGCUUUCCGUUUACUUUUUAUGUAUGUUUGUUAUGUUUCCUUUUUAAUGAAUAAAUUACUUGUUUUCUGGA